UUGUACAGUGAGUUGUUGCUGUGGUUUCGCCAUAUCUAGAGGUAUCAAAGGUAAAUUUAAAGGUUUCAUUAUUGGAAUGUACGCCUGCUUUCAUUUGAGGGAAGAACAUGUUUAAUUAGUACCAUUAUCAGCAAAUUGACCUUAGCUAUUUGCCAUUUUUUUUCCACGCAUUUGGCUGUGGAACACCAAAUGCUUCAAGAACAAAGUUUGUGGAGAAAAUGGUGAAUAGUGCCUCUUGUUCAAGAAAAUGAAAGAAACCAAGCAUUCUAAAAAUUUUCCCAACUUUGAAAUGGAUCCUAGCUGAGCUGUUUAGUGAUCCACAUUUCUUUUUCUUGACACUGACAUGUUUCCUUCAAGUCGUGAGACUGAUCAAGUUUAUGAUUUUGAUAGUGAAGAAAAUUCAGGAAAAUGGAAAUGUUUGCUUGUAAAUGCUUUGUCAAAGGUCCAAUUUCAAGUGCAUCCAUCUUUAAAAGCUAAAGAUGAUGCUUUAAGAUAUAUUGAAACAUUGAUUCUUCGUCUUCUUGGAAUGCUGUGUGCAGCACAACCUCAUACUGUUCAAGAUGUGGAAGAACGAGUUCAAAAAACUUUUCCCCAUCCUAUUGAUAAAUGGGCCAUUGGUGAUGCUCAGAAUGCUAUUGAAAAGGGGAAGAAAAAGUCUCCACUUGUUCUUCCAGUUGAAAAAAUACACCCUCUUUUACAAAAGGAAAUACUUGGCUAUAAAGUUGAUCUCCAGGUGACGCAGUACAUUGUUGCAGUUCUAGAGUAUAUAUCAGCUGAUAUAUUAAAGUUGGCUGGAAAUUAUGUAAAAAAUAUUCGCCAUGUGGAAAUUACUUGUCAAGAUAUUAAAGUUGCUAUGUGUGCUGAUAAGGUCCUCAUGGACAUGUUUUACCAAGAUGAAGACGUAGCAUUGAGCAUAGAAGAAGAACCCACUAGACGAACUUCUUUAACUUAUGAUGAAGUUGUAAAAGAUCUUAUACAUGAAGAAAAACAAUACAUAAGAGACCUUAAUAUGAUAAUUAAAGUAUUCAGAGAACCCUUUGUUAAAAUCUUUCCUAAGAGCAAAGAUUUGGAUGCCAUAUUUAGCAAUAUUUUGGAAAUUUAUGAUUUUUCUGUCACUUUAUUGGGUACUUUUGAAGAUGCCCUUGAAAUGGCUGAAGAAAAUAGAAAUCCCUCUAUUGGAGCUUGUUAUGAAGAACUUGCAGAGUAUCAAGAAUUUGAUGUCUAUGACAAAUAUGCUCAUGAUAUAUUGAUGCCUGAAAGUAGAGAAAAAUUAAUGUCAUUACUUCAGUUGCCAAAUGUUCGUCAUUCCCUGCAAAGUGCUGGCCAUGGUUUCACACAAGCAGUAAAAUAUGUUCUUCCAAAAUUACUGUUAGGACCUGUAUUUCAUUGUUUCCAAUACUUUGAUUGCUUAAAGGUGCUAAAAAAGCUAACACCAUCAGCAGAAGAUCGUGAAAGUUUAGAACAAGCGGAAGGUGUUUUUCAACCAUUAAAAGCAGAGUUGGAGAGAUUGUGUGCUAACAUACUGCCCAAAAGGAAGCAAGGGGAAGCGUUUUCUAGGAUGUAUUACAGGACUAAUCGACAAGCAUCUAUUCAGAAAAUGAAUGAGUUACAAAGGAGUAUAGAUGGAUGGGAAGGAAAAGACAUAGGACAAUGUUGUAAUGAUUUUGUGAUGGAUGGCAUUUUAGGAAAAGUAGGAUCUGGUGGUCGUAGACUGACUGAAAGACAAGUUUUUCUCUUUGAUGGCUUGAUGAUUCUUUGUAAGCCAAACAACAAACGCUCCAGUGUUACUGGCCCUGUAGCAGAAUAUCGCCUUAAAGAAAAAUAUUAUCUUCGAAAAAUUGAAAUAAUUGAUAAAGAUGAUAGUGAAGAGUUAAAAAAUGCUUUUGAAAUCGCGCCAAGAGACCAGUUACACAUUAUCUUGUUUGCCAAAACUGCUGAGGAAAAAAGUAAUUGGAUGGCUAAUUUAAUCAUGCUGAAUACAAGAAGCAUGCUGGAAAGAACUUUAGAUAGCAUAUUAUUAGAUGAAGAAAAAAAGCAUCCUCUUAGACUGCCAGCUGAUGAUGAAUAUAGGUUUGCUGUGGAAGAUUCUGAAACAAACAUUAUUUUUGAAGAAAAUAAAUCUAAUAAUGGUGUUCCAAUCAUAAAAGGAGCAACACUAUUGAAACUUGUUGAAAGACUGACUUAUCACAUGUAUGCUGAUCCUAUGUUUGUGCGUACUUUUUUAACAACAUAUCGGUCUUUCUGCCAGCCAUCAGAUUUACUUGACCUAUUGAUUGAAAGGUUUGAAAUAACUGAACCACCUCCUCCUCCUGCCCUUUUGGAUGGUUCCUUGUGUGGAAUUGAAAUUGAAAAUUACAAAAACUCAUAUCGUGAAGACCUGAAGCGUUUUCGUAAAGAGUAUUGCCAGCCAGUUCAGUUUAGAGUUUUGAAUGUUCUACGGCAUUGGGUAGACCACCACUUCUAUGAUUUUGAGCGAGAUCCAAGUCUACUUUCUGCUCUCCGUACUUUUCUGGAAAAAGUGAAAGGCAAAAGUAUGAGGAAAUGGGUUGAAUCUAUCAACAAAGUGGUGUUAAGACGGUUGGAAUCUGUUGAAGAACCUCGAGAAAUAACGUUUGGCUUUGAAAAGAUACCACCACCUAUUGAAUGGUUCCUUAGUAAUACUUAUGAAAAGUUUGAUUUAUUAACUUUGCAUCCAAUAGAAAUAGCUCGGCAAUUAACACUACUGGAAUUUGAGUUGUAUCGAAGUGUGAAGCCCUCUGAAUUAGUUGGAAGUGUAUGGACAAAGAAAGACAAAAUGAAAACAUCUCCUAAUUUAUUAAAAAUGAUCCAUCAUUCUUCAAAUUUUAGUUUUUGGUUAAUGAAAUGCAUUGUUGAGACUGAAAAUUUUGAAGAACGUGUUGCUGUAGCUUCCAGAGUAUUAGAAAUUAUGAUGGUUUUACAAGAUUUGAAUAAUUUUACUGGUGUUUUAGAAGUAGUUGGUGCAAUGAAUUCGGCCUGUGUACAUCGCCUUGAACAUACAUUAAAUAAUGUUAAGUGUAGUUUAAAAAAGGCUUUGGAAGAUGCUCAAGAACUGAACUCGGAUCAUUUUAAGAAAUAUCAAGAAAAACUAAGAUCAAUCAACCCUCCAUGUGUUCCCUUUUUUGGUAUGUACUUAACAAAUAUUCUUCAUAUUGAGGAAGGUAAUCCAGAUUUUUUACCUAAUGUGGAAGGAUUAAUAAAUUUUAGCAAACGUCGCAAAGUUGCUGAAAUAACUGGUGAAAUACAACAGUAUCAAAAUCAACCUUAUUGUCUAACAGUUCAAAGUGAGAUUAAGAGGUACCUUGAAAAUUUAGAUCCUUUGGAAGGACGCACAGAGAAAGCUUUUAAUGAUUACUUGUACAAUAAAUCUCUUGAAAUAGAACCUCGUGGAUGCAAGCAACCUCCUAAAUUUCCUCGCAAAUGGCCUGAUUUGCCAUUAAAAUCUCCCGGUAUAAAGCCACGUUUGUCUCGUUCUGGUCACCAUCCAACAAGCUUGCCAUCUGAUUCUCGUAGUUUUAGUAUAAGUAGUCAACAAAAUAAUCAAGAUGAUGAUGAUGCUCAGUCUUGUGUUGUUACUCCUCCAAAUCCUUCAACACCUCUUACACCUCCCUUUUCAGCUGGUGGCAUGAAUAGUGAUCAUAGUGUGUUUGCUCCUGUUAUGAUUGGCACAGGAACUAUAGCUAUACCUGAAGCCCCGGGAAGUUAUCCAUCAAGCCCAUCUUUUGCAUCAAGUAAUAUUCCUCCUCCUCCACCUCCUCUUCCCAGCCCGCCUUCCUUGCCUCCUCCUCCUCUGCCCCCAAGACGGAAAAGAGAGUCAUCUGUUGGGGACACAUCUCCGCGUAGUAAACAAGCAACAGAUGCGCCCUUGUUGCCACCUCGAGAAACCAGUCCUCCACCAUUGCCACCACGAAGAGACUUAGGAGGAUGUUCUGGAACUCUGCCUCGAAUGCAUUCUGCUUCCAAUUUUCCUCCUAUACCCAGACCAUACAGCAGCAGUUGGUGUAACUCUUCGAGUGAAGUUACUUUGCCAAGAAGAAACUCUGCUUUGGACGUUGCCAACAUACCACAAAAUACGCCUAGACGCUUGUCACAGUCAUCAUUAAAUGAUGCUACUGUUCCUUCUACAAGCACUCCUUUUUCUCUAUCUCCUAUCCCGGUGGCUCAUCAUACAUCUGUUGGAGUGUUGGACAAUCCUAUUACAUUGUUGCCACCACCACAUUCUGGUAGAUCAACGCCACAGUUGCCUCCAAAGACUCAUAGGCAGACUCUUUUAAUGAAUAAUCAUGCUCCUAGGUAGCCUUUAAUUAAUUAUAGUUUCACAUUGUGCUAUAGUGUAUAUAUGAAAAAUUAUUUUUCCUAGAAUCAAAAUGAAGAUGAAAAAAUAAUGGGAAUUCCAUUUGUACAUAACACUUAUGUAUGUAUAUAGGCAUAUUUCAACAUCAUGAUUUUUUUAAGGCAGUAAUUUUGUUUAAAUGUUUGGUUCAAAGCCAGUACAGAAAAAAAAGUGAAAUUGCUCAAAGCAAAAUUCAGAUUCCUUUGUAAAUAUUUAGAAGUGCAUAAUGUAUUAUAAUUUUCAUUAAAGAUGCUGAUUAAUAUAAAAAAGCACAGUACCAGUGAUGAAUAAACUUCGUUAUUGAAUAAAAAGUGAUCCUUGUUGUA
Messenger RNA from Uloborus diversus, 4677 nucleotides. RefSeq names its product son of sevenless homolog 2-like (gene Sos). The record is from RefSeq and is a predicted model, not a curated record. The coding region runs from base 344 to 4315 and encodes 1323 amino acids. Lineage: Eukaryota; Metazoa; Arthropoda; Arachnida; Araneae; Uloboridae. Gene Ontology annotation, biological process: positive regulation of GTPase activity; Ras protein signal transduction. Gene Ontology annotation, molecular function: DNA binding; structural constituent of chromatin; guanyl-nucleotide exchange factor activity. Gene Ontology annotation, cellular component: plasma membrane; nucleosome. The transcript is spliced from 27 exons.